AUGUCAUCAGAUCUUGAUUCAAUCAACCUUGACACUGGUCAGAUCAAAACCUGGCGAUCCAUCAUCACCCUUGUCGUUUUCAUCUUCACCAAUAUCAUUGUGCUUUUUCCAUUUCAUAUCCCAAUCUACAUCCCGAGACCAAUUUACAACGUCGUCUUGGAUACCCUAAGUGCUUUGCGGAUAAUAUCGCCAAGAUCACAACCCUUUGAGCAAGACUUCAAUGAUGAUAACAAUGGCAAAGUCAAGCCGUUUGUACGGUUUAACUUCCCUAUGAACUUUGUUACAACACCUCUGAUUGCAGACCUCUUCCUGCUUGCUAUCCUCGCUAUUGGUCGAGAUGAAGUACACGAUGGUACGAUUGGGGCAAACAACAUCUCGCCGCUCGACAUCAUGGUGUUCUUCCUCUCUCUAGCAUAUAUUGCUAUCUCUAUCGACGCUUCUGGUCUUAUCAGGUAUCUGGCGUUCAAAGUGCUUCAGAAAGGAGGCAAGGUUGGGCACAGACUAUUUUUCUACCUCUACGCCUUCUUCUUCGUCUUGGGCAGCUUCAUUGGGAACGAUCCGAUCAUUCUAUCGGGCACUGCGUUUCUUGCCUACAUGACCCGGGUAUCGAGCAACAUUAUUCAUCCCAGAGCUUGGAUUCAUACGCAAUUCGCCGUCGCUAAUAUCGCCUCAGCAAUCCUUGUGUCUUCCAACCCAACCAACCUCGUGCUCGCCGGUGCUUUCAAGAUCAAGUUCAUCGUCUAUACCGCGAAUAUGAUUGUACCUGUUGUUACCACAGGUAUUGUGCUAUUCCCAUUCCUGCUAUACAUUGUCUUCGCCGACGAAUCUCUCAUACCCUUCUCGAUUCAAAUGCAUGAGCUCUCAGAGGAAGCGAAAGCUAAGAAGCCUGUGAAUCCCAACAUUCCUCAUGCCAGAGGAACCGCAGAGGAAGAAGAGGACAAGAAUAAUGAAGAAGGCAAGCUUCUCUCGCUUGAAGAGAUCAUGAAUCCUUUUCUGGACAAAGGAGGUGCAGUUUUUGGCGCGGUCAUCAUGACUGCGACGCUUGUGACCCUGCUGGCGCUCAACGCUGCUAGUCAGAGCAGUGGUGAACAUCCCGUCUUCUGGGUUACUUUACCCGCCGCGUUUGUCAUGUUCUGUUGGGAUGUGGGGUUUGGAUGGUAUAAUCGUCAUGACACUCGCGAGAUUGCUCGUAAAGGUCGACAGGAGAUCGAAGACGCCCUAGCUGAGCGACUGGCCCGAGAAGAAGAGGAAGCAAAUCGAGCAGCUCUUGAGGAGCAUGUAGAUGCUACAGCAGCAUAUAACCUAACCCUGACAACGUCACCAGAACCCCAGGCUGACGAUCACACCACAACUACAAAUGAUGAAAUCACACCGGCGCCGACCGAAAAACGAAACGGCCUAACCUACAUGUUGACCCCACCUCUCGACACCUCAGCCUCAAUGCUCGACUUUCAAGAAAACGGCCGCACUACAAGCGCUGUAGAUGAGAAGAAAGACCUGUCCCGCAUCGAACUAGGCACCACCUCUAGCAACGACGAAAAACGAGCCUCAUCCCGCACAUCGCCAUCACCUUCACCCUCCUUUCCGCAGAGUCCCAAACGCACAAACCUCGUCUCCUUCCUCGCCUCCAGAUACCACUGGUCCCAAGAAACCUUCCCCACGGUCACCGCCGUAAUCGCCCACUUACCAUUCGCGCUCGUGCCCUUUGCAUUCUCCAUGUUCGUGCUCGUGCAAGGACUCGUCACGAAAGGCUGGGUUCCUGUGUUUGCGCACGGCUGGGAUUAUUGGGUCCGUAAGACAGGGACAGUGGGCAGUAUUGGCGGCAUGGGUUUCCUCUCCGUCAUUCUGUGCAACUUCGCAGGCACAAACAUCGGAACCACAAUCCUGCUCUCCCGCGUCAUCCAAGCCUGGCAAGCAAUUCACCACCGCAACGGCCUGCCCAUCACGGACCGCACCUUCUGGGGUGCCGUCUACGGCAUGGCUCUCGGUGUAAAUUACGGCGCCUUCUCUACUGCUUUCAGCGCGUCGCUCGCGGGUCUGCUGUGGAGGGAUAUCCUGGCUCGGAAGCAUAUCAGAGUGCGGCGUUUGGAUUUCGCGAGGGUCAAUGUGCCGAUUAUCGCUAUUGCGAUGGCAGUUGGGUGUGCGGUGCUUGUGGGCGAGAUAUAUGUUGUGAGGGGAGAGAAACCUUAUAAGAUUAAUGAUUAA
Molecule: messenger RNA, 2205 nt
Organism: Lachnellula hyalina
Lineage: Eukaryota; Fungi; Ascomycota; Leotiomycetes; Helotiales; Lachnaceae
Exons: 3
Coding region: 1-2205 (734 amino acids)
Biological process (GO): transmembrane transport
Cellular component (GO): membrane
Source: RefSeq, a predicted model, not a curated record